AUGAAUGCAGAAAAAUCAUCAACCAAAGAAUGCAAGAUUAGAAGAGUACAGCUGAAGAAAAAGUCUUCGGUCUCUACCACAACAGUGGAAACAAGAGAGGGAAUAACCUAUGAAAGUGGUGUCCUUUCCCAGACAGCAAAUAUUCCUGUUCAUCAAUUGGAGACAAUUCCACCACCACCCCCACCACAACACAUUCAAGUUCCAUUGCCACCAGAUGAUUACAACAGAGAGUACUUUGACCUUGAGACAACUGGCCUUGGACUAUCAUGUGAAAUUAUACAGUUGGCAGCAGCAUGUGGAAAUGAAUGUUUCAGCUGUUAUGUUAUGCCAAAAUCACCUGUUCAAGAACAAGCUACGCGGGUAACAGGGAUGACAUUUGAUGGCACCACUCUGUACAAACGUGGCCUACCACAUGAAGCAGUGUCUCUGGAUGAAUAUGGAAAGUACAAAAUCAAAUUUAGACUCCUUGAUGCCUUUGAUUAG
Molecule: messenger RNA, 483 nt
Organism: Saccostrea echinata
Lineage: Eukaryota; Metazoa; Mollusca; Bivalvia; Ostreida; Ostreidae
Exons: 3
Coding region: 1-483 (160 amino acids)
Molecular function (GO): nucleic acid binding
Source: RefSeq, a predicted model, not a curated record